UCGUAUAUCCAGUGGCUACGACUGUCAUAAAUAAAAACAAAAUGUAAAGAAAAUUUGUCAUUCUUGCUCUUGCAACAUCUUGAGUGGCUUCACUCAAGAUCUUGAAAUUUCUUAAUACAAGAUCUUGAGUGACAGAUUCAAGAAUCCAAGAUCUUGAAACAUCUUGGCUUACGCCACCCAAGAUCUUGAAAAUUCUUAACCCAAGAUCUUAAGUGGAAAAUUCAAGAAUCCAAGACCUUGACUUCUUGGUGUUUUUUCCAAAAUCUUGUGACAUUUCUUAACCCAAGAUCUUGGGUAGAAGAAGUUCCACUAGGGUGGAAUUAGAAAAUUUUUGACGUUUUUGGUUUUUCCUGGAGCAAACAGUAGUUUUCCAGAUAAACCAAUUUUGCCGAAAUGGCGGUGGUACUGUGAAGUGUAAAAUGCAUUUAUUUUGAAAAUAGUGCAUUCCAGAAAAAAACCAAAAACGUCAGAAAUUUUCUAAUUUCUAAAUUUGUUUUCUUUUUGUUUAUAAUUCAGAGAAAUCGUAAUAAUGACGAUACAUCAACUACUCGUGGCGUAUGUUUUGAUUAAUGUUGUUGCUUAUAUUUCCGGUUAUACUUCAACACGGUCACUAUCACGGUUGAGUAAAAGAAGAACAUCAAAUAAUAUGCUGAUGUUUGUGUCUCUGAUAAUUUAGAAUAUCAAUCUAUCGCAAAGCAAAUCGAACAAUGAAACAUUAUCAUGCCAAUAAAUUUAAUAAUAAUAUGAGAAAAGUAGUUAAUGAAAAAUUAUCGAAUCAUUUAGACUUAUAUUGGUAUGGCCGAAUAGAUGUUGGUACACCUACACAAUAUUUUACUGUUAUUUUUGAUACUGGUUCACCCACCUCAUAG
Molecule: messenger RNA, 869 nt
Organism: Didymodactylos carnosus
Lineage: Eukaryota; Metazoa; Rotifera; Eurotatoria; Philodinida; Philodinidae
Source: the annotation of a GenBank genome assembly